This is a messenger RNA of Owenia fusiformis, 1329 nucleotides long. Lineage: Eukaryota; Metazoa; Annelida; Polychaeta; Sabellida; Oweniidae. The record is from the annotation of a GenBank genome assembly.
CUUAUUUUUCGUCUUGAUAAAGGCUAUUGUGAUGGAAGUAUGACAUAUCUCUAUGCAUACGAUUAUAAAUUAACCAUCAGCUCACCAGGUUAUCCCAAUGCCGCCUAUCCCGGAAACGCUCACUGCGAGUGGCAGAUUGAAGCAUAUAAUAUUAAGAAACAUGUUCAGAUCCACAUCGACGAUUUUGACUUGGAGUACAACCCGGUCUGCAAAGAUGGCGAUCACCUUGAAUUCCACGAUGGUCCCUAUGAUUUCUCGCCAAUCCUGUACACCCUAUGCGGUGCAAGAGCUAGUCUCCCUGUUACAACCAUUACUGCAACUCAUGACUUCAUGCACAUUGACUUCGUCACGCAUCACCUUGACAACGGCCACAACACGUACAAGGGAUUUAAGAUCACAUUUUGGGCAAUAGAUAAAAAUGUGACUGUGAUGAAUCGCGAUAGUUCGCUGAAUCUGUACCAUUCCUACGUUUACACCGAUCUCCUUGUUAGAGUCAUCAUAGGAGUUGUUGCUGCCAUACUCGCUCUUACUAUACUCUAUUGCAUAUACAGGCGCUACAAGAGAGGCCAGACAUCAGUACAUGAUAGUCGUGGUAGACCCUAUGGAAGCGCCGGCCCUGCGGAUAAUCCGGGCACACAGAUAAUAACAGUAAACGGCACUAUGAACCAGCACCAUGCAUCAAUGGGGUUCCCAAUGAUACCCGUCCAGCCCGUCUCAGCCAUAUCCGGGAUACAGCCGUUACAGGCAGGUUACGUACCUGCGUUAUGCCCCGAUCCUUCUGAUGAAAUGCAUGCGAAAAAUGUCCAAGGGGGACCCCCUCCGUAUGAGUCACGUGAUUUUAUUGGGCAAGGUCAUGAGCAACGAGGUCAAGGACGCCUUCCACCUAUUAAUAGUGUAAAUGUCGGGGGCGUGAUAGGAUCCUUGCCUCCUCUUUCUGUGGCUCUCUUCCCUGAAAGACAAGUGUCGAGUGAAGUUGAACCCCGAUUUGGUCCACGAAGUCAAUUAUCCAAUAGCGUUAUACCCAAUUCGGGAACAACAGAGAUAGCACCAGCCGCAGAUGCUAGUGUACAGAUACAAGACGGUCGACACGUUUCAGAUGAUAAAACGAAAAGAAAGAAGAAUAAACGCAGGGAGAAACGUGAACGUGACACCGACCAGAAUACAACUCUAUAGAAAGAGUUUACAGGACGUGCACGUUUUAUAAACGUACUUCUUGUUACGCGGUAAACAUGAUACAAAUAUAUGUUAUAUUCCGCAACGAAUAUGACAUAUUCACUUGCGGUGUACUGACAAUUUCACCUAGGGUAUAUGACAUGCACACUAACCAAU